AAGAAUCUAGGUCAGCCGUCAUCAUGAAACGCAAGGAGAUAGAUCAUAUCCCUCUUGAUCUAACGGUGGAGAUUCUCACAAGAUUACCAGCCAAGUCUCUUUUGAGGUUCAAAUGCGUUUCCAAGUUGUGGUCGUCCAUUAUCCAAAGCCAAGGCUUCAUCGAUUCCUUCUACUCCAUUUCCUCAACACGACCACGGUUUAUAGUCGCUUUCACCAACGGUUUAUUCGCCAAGGAUAAGGACAAGCGUUUGUUCAUCUUCUCGUCUUCACAAGAGGGACAUGAAUCUUCUUCUGUGAUAACCAAUCUCGAUAUGACAAUACCUUCUUUAACCGUUUGUAAUAACCCUAUGUCACGGUGUGUUUCCGUCAAUGGUUUUAUGGCCUGUUCACUUUACACAGGGCUCAUGAUAUGUAACCCUAGCACUAGACAAAUCAUUGUCUUACCAAUCUUACCCCCACGUCACGCUCCAGAUAUGAGAGGCAGAUGUUUAGGGUAUGAUCCGGUGGAUGAUCAAUUCAAAGCUUUGGCUCUCAUUUCUUCUCGCUUACCUAAUAAUUAUAGUGUAGAGCACUUGGUGUUAACUCUAAAAGGUGAUAAAAAAAAGUACUCAUGGAGGCAAAUCCAAGGUAACAACAACAUCCCACCUUAUUCACCUGUAACUAUGAGAAUAUGCAUCAACGGGGUUGUGUAUUAUGGUGCUUGGACUCCAAGACUACGUAUGAAUGCAGUGAUCGUUUGUUUUCAUGUUAGAUCCGAGAAGAUAACUUUUAUCAAAGCACCUAAGGAUGUCGUACAAUGGUGGGCUGAUUCGAUUUUGAUGGAAUACAAAGGGAAGUUAGCUUCCAUUGUAAGAUACCCUUAUUCUCGUUUCGAUAGUUUUGAUUUGUGGGUGUUAGAAGAUAUCGAGAAGCAUGAAUGGUCUAAGCAAACAUGUGAGAUUCCUUUCUCUGUGUGGGAUUCUAUUGAGGACGGUAACAUGUCUUUUCCAGGUAUUAACAAGUUUGGUGAGAUAAUUCUAGCACCGACAUUCUUGUCACGCUAUCAUCUUCGACCCUUCUACAUUUUCUACUACCAUGUAGAAACAAAGAACAUUAGAAGAGUUAGGCUUGAAGGAAUUGCAGAUGAUGAAAAUUUUAGGCGGUGUUAUGGAAUUGGAAAGAAUGUUGGUCCAUGUAACGUCUUUAUCUCACCUGAACAUGUUGAAACUUUAAGGUUUUUGUAAUGUGUAUUUUUAUUCAAGGAUGUGUCCUAUUUGCUUUUUUUUUUUUAUAUAUACUCAACAUAUAUAUGUUGAUUUUUAGGUACCAAACAAAUUGUUUUGAUACUUUGGGAUUUGCUAGAUGUUGAACAUAAUAAAUGAUGUGUUGUCUAAAACCAUAGCAAUUUUAAAGAAUACUAGUGAUUCAUUCUUAAGAUGGGAUGUAGAAUCCUUUCUCAAAAUUUAUGAAUGUUAUUUUCUUUUCGUUGCUCUGUUUUUUUUCUGUUUUAACUGUUAAAUUGACACAACUGAGUGGUGGUCCUAAUGAGCUUCUUCUAAUAUAACCUUGCAAUUAACUACUUCAUUGUUAUUAUAACGGAUCCUUUGGUGACAUAUCUUUUUCCAUGGCAAUGAAUAGUUUCUCUCAUAUGCUGAAUAUUGCUGCAGAAUAUAUAGAUUCUAGGUACCACCAUGGUUCUUUAUAAAGAACAUUUCGAGGAUUUCCAUGAAGCCAUCAAAGCCCAAUUACUUGUAUCUCACGGAAGUAAGAAACCAUCUAUGGGAGACUGAAAAUUCUCCAAUG
Messenger RNA from Arabidopsis lyrata subsp. lyrata, 1782 nucleotides. RefSeq names its product F-box protein At1g30790. Gene Ontology annotation, molecular function: protein binding. The record is from RefSeq and is a predicted model, not a curated record. NCBI's taxonomy places the organism in Eukaryota, Viridiplantae, Streptophyta, Magnoliopsida, Brassicales, Brassicaceae. The transcript has a single exon. Bases 24 to 1223 code for a protein of 399 amino acids.